Molecule: messenger RNA, 1705 nt
Organism: Lagenorhynchus albirostris (white-beaked dolphin)
Lineage: Eukaryota; Metazoa; Chordata; Mammalia; Artiodactyla; Delphinidae
Gene: DNAJC3
Product: DnaJ heat shock protein family (Hsp40) member C3
Exons: 12
Coding region: 139-1653 (504 amino acids)
Biological process (GO): protein folding in endoplasmic reticulum
Cellular component (GO): endoplasmic reticulum
Molecular function (GO): protein-folding chaperone binding; misfolded protein binding
Source: RefSeq, a predicted model, not a curated record
UGCCUUCUUCCGCGGGGCGCCAGCCGCCUUAGGCCCGAGCAAGAGCGGACGGCGGGUGGGCGCAGCUGCAGCGUGAGCGCCGGCGGGGGCUGGUGGGCCCCGCACCUUCGCUCCUCCUCAGCGCCCGCGCCCUCGGACAUGGUGGCACCCGGCUCUGUGACCAGCCGGCUGGGCUCGGUGUUCCCCUUCCUGCUGGUUCUGGUGGACCUACAGUACGAAGGUGCUGAAUGUGGAGUAAAUGCAGAUGUUGAGAAACAUCUUGAAUUGGGCAAGAAACUUCUUGCAGCUGGACAGCUAGCUGAUGCCUUAUCUCAGUUUCAUGCUGCAGUAGAUGGUGACCCUGAUAACUAUAUUGCUUAUUAUCGGAGAGCUACUGUCUUCUUAGCUAUGGGCAAAUCAAAAGCAGCACUUCCUGAUUUAACUAAAGUGAUUGAAUUGAAGAUGGAUUUCACUGCAGCAAGAUUACAGAGAGGUCACUUGUUACUCAAACAAGGAAAACUUGAUGAAGCAGAAGAUGAUUUUAAAAAAGUGCUCAAAUCAAAUCCAAGUGAAAAUGAAGAAAAAGAAGCCCAGUCCCAACUUAUCAAAUCUGAUGAAAUGCAGCAUUUGCGUUCACAAGCACUUGAUGCUUUUGAAAGCUCAGAUUAUAUUGCUGCUAUAACCUUCCUUGAUAAGGUUUUAGAGGUUUGUGUUUGGGAUGCAGAAUUACGGGAACUUCGAGCUGAAUGUUUUAUAAAAGAAGGGGAACCUAGGAAAGCGAUAAGUGACUUAAAAGCUGCAUCAAAAUUGAAGAAUGAUAAUACUGAGGCAUUUUAUAAAAUCAGCACACUGUACUAUGAGCUAGGAGACCAUGAACUAUCUCUCAGUGAAGUUCGUGAAUGUCUUAAACUUGACCAGGAUCAUAAAAGGUGUUUUGCACACUAUAAACAAGUCAAGAAACUUAAUAAGCUGAUUAAGUCAGCUGAAGAGCUCAUCAAAGAAGGCAGAUACACAGAUGCGACCAGCAAAUAUGAAUCUGUCAUGAAAACAGAGCCAAGUGUUUCUGAGUAUACAAUUCGUUCAAAAGAAAGGAUUUGCCACUGCUUUUCGAAGGAUGAGAAGCCUGUUGAAGCCAUUCGAGUGUGUUCGGAAGUUUUACAGAUGGAACCUGACAAUGUGAACGCUCUGAAAGACCGAGCAGAGGCCUAUUUAAUAGAAGAGAUGUACGAUGAAGCUAUUCAGGACUAUGAAACUGCUCAGGAACACAAUGAGAAUGACCAGCAGAUUCGAGAAGGUCUAGAGAAAGCACAGAGGCUACUGAAACAGUCACAGAAACGAGAUUAUUAUAAAAUCUUGGGAGUAAAAAGAAAUGCCAAAAAACAAGAAAUCAUUAAAGCAUACCGAAAAUUAGCACUGCAGUGGCACCCAGAUAACUUCCAGAAUGAAGAAGAAAAGAAAAAAGCUGAGAAAAAGUUCAUUGACAUAGCAGCUGCUAAAGAAGUCCUCUCCGAUCCAGAGAUGAGGAAGAAGUUUGACGACGGAGAAGAUCCCCUGGAUGCAGAAAGCCAACAAGGAGGGGGCGGCAACCCUUUCCACAGAAGCUGGAACUCAUGGCAAGGGUUCAAUCCCUUCAGCUCAGGCGGACCUUUUAGAUUUAAAUUCCACUUCAAUUAAACCAGCUGUUUUUCUGCUCUUCAUUUUUUAAAGAUUAAACACAAAAAACCUU